This is a messenger RNA of Racocetra persica, 291 nucleotides long. Lineage: Eukaryota; Fungi; Glomeromycota; Glomeromycetes; Diversisporales; Gigasporaceae. The record is from the annotation of a GenBank genome assembly.
AAUUAUUUGGACAGUAGCAAUGAUAAUGCAAUACCACUUGAUGGUGAAUUAGAAGCAUCUGUUGCAUUUGAAUCAAAUGAAGUUUCAACAGAUAGCCCGAAUGAACGAUCAAGUUUAUUAGCCCCAUCAAUUCAAAAACAAAGAACAGUCAUGAUUCGUAAUCACAAGCGUAAUAUUUCAAGAAAGUCCGUUCAACAUGAAGGUAACAUUAAUGCAACAUCGUCAAACAAAGCAAUCAUACGAUCCGAACUUGAAAACCUCUUUGCGAAGAAGCGAACUAAUUGGAAAUGA